Molecule: messenger RNA, 333 nt
Organism: Amoebophrya sp. A25
Lineage: Eukaryota; Dinophyceae; Syndiniales; Amoebophryaceae
Source: the annotation of a GenBank genome assembly
AUGUUUCGUCUUAGCGGGUGGCAUUCCAACUCGGCCACGCCUACGGCAACGACCGCUGUUAAGGUCGGCGCGGUUCUCCCUCCUCCACCAAAUUGGGGCGCCUACCUUUGCAACUGGCCUCACGGUAGGAAGCCAACGCACAAGCAUAGCCGCCCCCAGGGAGGACCAAAAGGAGAACUGAGUUUGAGACCAAACCUAACAGACACGAAGCAAACCCGGCAGCAGCUCUUACUUCUUCUACAUCGUCAGUCUUCAAGUAGGGCGGCCGUGGCUGCUACUUCUUCUACUUCUAGUGGUGCGAACGAGGAUAGUUUCUUCUUCGCCGGUUUCUAG